AUUUUAAUCAAAAAUGUGGAAACACCACGAGAUUUUCAAUUUUAUUGCGAAUUUCUUCAAAUUUUUCAAGUAUUAAUGCAUAAAAUCAUCGCUUCAAGUCGCAGAUUCAGUAGAAUGUCCUCAUCUAGCACUUUGAAGGGGAAAGAAAAUUAAUUUCAACUGUGAUCAGUCCGUAGACAUGAGUUUUUCUCAAAUAAACCGAUAUUGGGGCGAAGACCCGAAACCAGAAGCUCAAAGUAAUCCAAAUGCGUUGAGCAGUUUAUUACAAAAAAUCGAAGAGCGAAAAAAAUACAAGAGGAAAAUCCAGGAUAGAAAUGAAACUAAAGAAGUUAUUCAGGUCACUCCAGAAUCAACACCGGUUACUGAGGAACCUCCGGCUAAAAAACUGAAAUCAAACGAAUCUAAAAUUGAAUCGAGCAGUGAGCCGAAUGAACCUGAGAAUUUCACUAUCCUUAAAAAUUUGGAUUUUAAGAAAAUUCAGAAGAUCAAACGAGUACUGCCUGGAUGGCUGGCUAAUCCUUCUGUGGUAUCUGUAGACUUGAAGAAUUUAUCUGUUACCAUUAAUGAUAUCCCCUAUUUGGAUCCUUCUUUGGUGAAUCAGCUGCAACAUAAUAAAAUCACUCAUUUUUUCCCAGUUCAAAGUCAGCUAAUACCUUGGUUAUUGAAUUGUCAUCGUAAAGGUCAUAAAUUUUGGCAUCGUGAUGCCUGCGUAUCGGCUCCAACAGGAAGUGGUAAAACACUAUCGUUCGUUUUACCGAUUAUUCAGAUCCUCAAAACUAGAUUAAUUACUCGUAUCAGAGCAUUAGUCGUGUUACCAACUAAAGAUUUAGCGUUUCAAGUUUUCAAGGUGUUUAAACAGUACGUCGGUGUGACAAAUUUAAAUGUGAUCUGUUUAGGAACAUCUACGUUAGAGAAGGAGAGAAAGAAAUUGGUUUCAUCGGAUCCCGUAAAUGGAUAUCGUAGUUUAGUCGAUAUUGUGGUCACAACUCCGGGACGAUUAGUCGAACAUAUCAAAUACACCAAUGGAUUUUCACUAUCGAAUUUGAAAUUUUUAAUCAUCGACGAAGCUGAUCAUGUUAUGGAAUCGACGCAAAACGAUUGGCUGAAACAUUUACGAAACCGUAUCCCUCCUUUUGAAAAAAAUUCAUCAUCGGUGUUUUUAACAUUGGCAAAUGUUAUUGAGAAACCUCCCAGACCUCAGAAAUUAUUGUUUUCUGCUACUUUAUCUCAAGAUCCUGAAAAAUUGCAACAACUUGGUCUCUUUCAACCGGUACUUUUUACUUCUGUCGUGAAAUCCGAUGAAAAAGAGAAUGAACCAAAAUCAGAAUCCAACCGAGGAGAAUUCAUUGGUAAAUUUACAACGCCGAAAGAACUCACGGAAUAUUAUUCAGUCUGUUCGUCGGAAGUAAAACCUUUGGUAUUAUAUCAUCUAAUCAGAAAACACAACUGGAAACGGAUUCUGUGCUUUGCCGAUUCCAUAGAAUUCGUGCAUCGUUUAGUGAAGCUUUUGCAGCAAUUGAACGUAAAAGACGAAGAAACCAAGUCUUGGAAUAUUUUCGAGAUGUCUUCGAAAUUAUCACCACUUGAGCAUAAAAAAGUGCUUCGUAAAUUUUCCAAAGGAUCUAUUGACAUUUUGGUUACUACCGAUUCGUUAGCUAGAGGUAUUGAUUUACCUGGUGUGCAAUGCGUUAUUUUAUACGAUGCUCCUAAAUUUGCUAAAAAUUAUAUCCAUCGGAUUGGAAGAACUGGUAGAGCUGGACAAGAGGGUAACUCGCUUGUGAUUGUUACGAACGAACAAGUGGACGAAUUUAACGGCAUUUUAAAGGUAGCUGGUAAAUCUAACGUUAAUGAAAUUAAAGUCGAAUUGGCAGAUUUGAAUUAUUUGGAUAAUGCGUACAAAUUGGCUUUGGAAGGACUGAAAUCAGAAAUUCAAAAAGAAGACGAAAACAAGUUGCGAACAAACAAAGCCAUUAAGAGCGGUAAAGUACGAAAUGUUGGCAAGAAAAGGAGUAAAAAGAAGACCACGAUUGCGAAAACCGAAUGAUCGCUUGUUUAUUCGAAAUAUUUGUAUUUUUUUUACAAAAUGAAAUGUUCAUCUACGUAA
Molecule: messenger RNA, 2104 nt
Organism: Planococcus citri (citrus mealybug)
Lineage: Eukaryota; Metazoa; Arthropoda; Insecta; Hemiptera; Pseudococcidae
Gene: Dbp73D
Product: putative ATP-dependent RNA helicase Dbp73D
Exons: 11
Coding region: 179-2044 (621 amino acids)
Cellular component (GO): nucleus
Molecular function (GO): ATP binding; nucleic acid binding
Source: RefSeq, a predicted model, not a curated record